Messenger RNA from Punica granatum (pomegranate), 1486 nucleotides. NCBI's taxonomy places the organism in Eukaryota, Viridiplantae, Streptophyta, Magnoliopsida, Myrtales, Lythraceae. The record is from RefSeq and is a predicted model, not a curated record.
CCUUUUUCCUCCCACCCCGCCUCCCACGUUUCCUUCACGCCAUUUCUCCUCCUCCUCUGUCCUUUCCGUCCUCCUCUUCCUCCAAUCUCUCUCUCUCUCUCUCUCUCCCACCUCCAUUGUCACCACCCUCGCACAGAGAGGAGGGAUCAAGGAAAUCCGGAACCAAUGGAGUCGAAUGGAACCAUGGCUGCCGAGGGCAGGGGAUCCUCCGCCCUGAUCUUCCUUGGCACCGGCUGCUCCAGCGCCGUCCCCAACGUAAUGUGCCUGAUCCAGCCCUCAGAUCCGCCCUGCCGCGUCUGUUCUCGGUCCCUCCUCCUCCCCCCCGAUCAAAACCCUAAUUACAGGUGCAAUACGUCACUUCUCAUUGACUACUGCCAGAGCAAUGGCAAGCACAGCUAUAUACUGAUUGAUGUGGGGAAGACUUUUAGGGAGCAAGUACUUCGAUGGUUUACCUUUCAUAAGAUUCCACAUGUAGAUUCAAUAGUCUUGACUCAUGAACAUGCUGAUGCAGUUCUUGGUCUGGAUGAUAUACGUGCUGUGCAACCCUACAGUCCAACAAAUGACAUUGACCCAACUCCUGUAUUCUUGAGUCAGCACUCAAUGAACAGUAUUACUGUCAAAUUUCCUUACUUGAUCAAGAAGAAACUAAAAGAAGGCCAGGAAGUCAGACGGGUAGCACAGCUUAACUGGAAAGUCGUUGAGGAUAACUGUGAGAAACCAUUUGUUGCAUCAGGCCUGCAAUUCAUUCCCUUACCAGUGAUGCAUGGGGAAGAUUACGUAUGCCUAGGAUUUCUCUUUGGUGAAAAAUGUAGAGUAGCUUAUCUAUCUGAUGUUUCUCGCAUUCCCGCAAGCACAGAGUAUGUUAUUUCAAAAAGUGGAGCUGGACAGUUGGAUCUUCUCAUCUUGGACACUCUCUACAGGGGUGGAUCCCAUAAUACACACUUCUGCUUUCCUCAGAGUCUAGAAACCGUGAAGAGGUUAUGUCCAAAGAGAGCUCUACUUAUUGGGAUGACCCAUGAGUUUGACCACCACAUGGACAACGAAUUUCUCUCUGAAUGGUCGAAUAGGGAAGGAAUCCCGGUGCAGCUUGCUCGUGAUGGCCUGAGGGUCCCUAUAGACUUAUGACAAAUGGACAAGGUCAGUGAAGAGGAGUUGGGAGUGUUACGCACGGGACACAUCAUUGUUCAUGUCCACUUAAUUGUUGUAGAAUAUUACCGCCGUCUGAAUUAGUUACACUAAUAGCAUUAUGUUCUACCAAACAAUUCAUUACUGAGAAUUAUGACCAACCUAAAGGUUAUGUUGUACCAAACAAUUCAUUACUGGGGAGUAAUGAUCAACUCGAAGAUUAUAUUUCUCGAACAAACAGAGAACCUGGCAAUCAUUUGUUCUCUACUCACUCAGGAGCCGUGGUAAGUCUAGUUAAGUAGUCUGAACCUUGUAACCGAAAAAAGUAGUCCAAACCUAACAAAAGUUUCCAUUUUGCCUA